Exserohilum turcica Et28A is the source of this 1809-nucleotide messenger RNA. RefSeq lists its product as uncharacterized. The coding region runs from base 1 to 1809 and encodes 602 amino acids. The record is from RefSeq and is a predicted model, not a curated record. Gene Ontology annotation, cellular component: cytosol. NCBI's taxonomy places the organism in Eukaryota, Fungi, Ascomycota, Dothideomycetes, Pleosporales, Pleosporaceae. The transcript is spliced from 4 exons. Gene Ontology annotation, molecular function: asparagine synthase (glutamine-hydrolyzing) activity.
AUGGGCGCGUGGCCAUUCCACGAUGCAGACCACAGUAUUCAUGCCGUGGUGAACGGAGAGCUGUAUGGCUACGAAGAGAUUCGCGAUCAGCUUGCUCGCGGGGGCUACAAGUUCACGAGCCGCUCCGACUCGGAGAUUGCGCUGGCGCUGUAUAAGAAGUAUGGGCUGGCGUUUUUGUCGCGGCUGCGCGGCGAGUUCUCGCUGUGUUUGUAUGAUUCUCGCGCUCAGAUUGUGGUUGCGGCGUGUGAUCGGUAUGCGAUUAAGCCCAUGUAUUACACGGUUGUAGAUGGGAAAUUGCUGGCCUUUCUGGCGUUUGGGUGGAAGCCAGAGUGGGAUGUGCAGAGUAUCAAGGACGUGGGCUGGCUGUGCGAUGGACGCACGACUUUCCGCGGUGUUUCAAAGAUCCUGCCUGGACAUUACAUUGUGUGCAGGUCUUUCGAGACUAUAGCUCAGUACAAGUACUGGGAUUUACAGUUCAAGGACAAGCGAGAAGUCGAAACACGGAGUGAGGAGGAAAUGAUUCAAGGCGUUCGCAAACAUCUCCUGGAUGCUGUUCGAGACCGUCUUCGCGCCGACGUGCCUAUUGGCGUCUUCCUCAGUGGCGGCAUAGACUCCAGCGCGAUAGCAGGAAUGAUCAAGCAUCUGAUGGAUACCGAAGGCGCACAGCUAGGCACUGCACCCGCAUCGGAGCGAAUGAAUUGCUUCAGCGUCAAGUUUCUGGGUGAAGAACACGAUGAAGAGCCCAUCGCGCGUCGAACAGCCGAGUGGCUCGGAGUAAAAAUGCAUCACUGCGAGAUGACUGAGGAGAACUUCGCCGCCAACAUCGAAGGCGCAGUCUGGCACAACGAGGUCGCUGUGACAGACCUGGGUACGGUUGGAAAGUACCUGCUAUCCAAAACGACCAGGGACGAGGGUAUUAAAGUCGUCUUGACAGGCGAGGGUUCCGAUGAACACUUCGCCGGCUACCGCGAGCUACUGACGGACUUUGUUCGCGAGCCUGAUGCCUCAUGGCCCAGCACUACGCUUGGAGAAGACGUCCGCAUCGCGACUUUCAACGACCUCGAAGGCUCAGAGACGUCGGGGCCAAAAGAACUCACAACCUCCGCUGCAGUCCGCGCCCAAGUAAACAACACCUCGUUCCUUGGCUUCACGCAGACGGCUUCCAUCCGCGACGCUCUCUUCGCAUCCUGGGUACCCAGUGAGUUUGGCACAAGCGACAAGCGCCUCACAGCCGUCAACGCCCUCGAUGGCUGCACCCGCGACCUCAUAGCGGACAAAUGGCAUCCGCUGCACACGUCGCUUUACAUCUGGACGAAAACAUCCCUCGCAAAUGGCCUUCUCACCGUCCUAGGCGAUCGCUGCGAAAUGGCGCACAGCGUCGAGGGCCGCCAGCCGUUUCUUGAUCACCGCCUCACGGAAUACGUCAUGGCGCUGCCGCCGUCCAUGAAACUGCAUUACGAUCCUGCUACCUGCUCUUUCACCGAGAAGUGGAUCCUCAAGGAGGCUAUGAAGCCGUUUAUCACGCCCGAGCUGUAUGCCCGCAAGAAACAUCCGUUCUCCGCGCCAGUCCGGUACAAACCAGGUGGUCUUGUGCAUGAGUUCUUCGAGAAGCUGAUGACACGGGAGAACGUGGAACAGUUGGGCUUCUUGGAAUGGGAGAAGUGCAAGAACUUGCUGCACGAUGCCAUUUAUGACGCAGAUAGACCGAAAUGGAGUCAGAUGAUCCUCGUGGGGCAGUUUGUCAUUUUGAGUAAACGGUUUGGUGUUAAGAAGGCGAUGCCCGAGUACGCCCGUUCAAGCGACGUUUAA